This is a messenger RNA of Diaporthe citri, 1338 nucleotides long. RefSeq lists its product as uncharacterized. The record is from RefSeq and is a predicted model, not a curated record. Bases 1 to 1338 code for a protein of 445 amino acids. Lineage: Eukaryota; Fungi; Ascomycota; Sordariomycetes; Diaporthales; Diaporthaceae. Gene Ontology annotation, molecular function: aminomethyltransferase activity; protein binding. Gene Ontology annotation, biological process: glycine catabolic process. Gene Ontology annotation, cellular component: mitochondrion. The transcript has 3 exons.
AUGAGGAGAAUAAAAUCACUUGUGAGGCCCCAAACCGGCCUCCGGGCCAAGGCUGGCGUUGGCAGCUCACUCGCCGUGUCGUGCCGCGCCCUGUCCUCAUGCUCGUCCUCGUCCUCAUCCCCGCCCUCACCACUGAGGGCUGGCUCACUGAGGGCACCACUGCUCGCAGCCAACAAGCAAAGCAGCAGGAGCUACUCGUCUGAGGCCCCUCUGCAGAAGACCGCCCUGUACGAUCUUCACCUCGCCCAUGGCGCAAAGAUGGUCCCCUUCGGCGGCUUCCAGAUGCCCGUGCAGUACUCAGGCCUCUCCGUCUCCGAGUCACACAAGUUCACCCGCACCCACGCCUCGCUCUUCGACGUCUCGCACAUGGUGCAGCGCAUCUUCAGCGGCCCGGACGCCGCCGCCUUCCUGCAAAAGGUCACGCCCUCCAACCUCGAGACCCUGCCCGUGAACAAGAGCACCCUGUCCGCCCUCCUGCACCCCGAGACGGGCGGCAUCGUCGACGACACCAUCAUCACGAAGCUUGCUGAUGACAGGUUCUACGUCGUCACCAAUGCCGCCUGCCGCGAGAAGGACGACGCCUACCUGGCCGGGCAGCUCGCCACCUUCGGCGGCCAGGUCAAGCACGAGAAGCAGGACGAGAAGGGGCUCAUCGCCCUUCAGGGCCCCCCUGAGCGCCGAAAUCCUGGAGCCGUGGGCUUGACGAAGCUGUACUUCGGCUCGUGCACCUCGGCCAAGAUCAAGCUGCUCGGCAUGGACGUGUCCAGCCCGGUGCUGAUCAGCCGCGGGGGCUACACCGGCGAGGACGGCUUCGAGAUCUCGGUCCCUUCCGCCGAGGAGACCGUGGCCGUGACGGAGGCGCUGCUGGCUGUCGGCCCGGAGAAGCUCCAGUUCGCGGGCCUGGGCGCGAGGGACAGCCUGAGGCUGGAGGCGGGCAUGUGCCUGUACGGCCACGACCUGAAUGACACCACCACCCCCGUCGAGGGCGGUCUGAGCUGGAUUAUCCCCAAGGAGCGGAGGGGCGCGGACGCCGGCGUCCUCAAGAGCAAAGGCGGCUUGGGUGUCGAGAGGAGGCGUGUCGGCUUCAUAGUCGAGGGGGCGCCCGCAAGAGAAGGCGUCGAGGUCGUGAGCAGGGAGGGCGAGAAGAUUGGCAAGGUCACCAGUGGCUGCCCGAGCCCGACGCUGGGCAAGAACAUUGCCAUGGGUUACAUCAAGAACGGAUUCCACAAGUCGGGCACAGAGGUCGAUGUUGUUGUGAGAGGGCGGAACCGUAAGGCCACGGUGACCAAGAUGCCAUUUGUGGAGUCAAAGUAUUGGAAAGACACCGCUCCCGCAUAA